UGUUAGGGCUCGUGUCUCCUGCCAGUGCCCCUGUGCUCUUGGCCGCGGCGGCGAGGAGGAUGGACGAAGGCGGGCUUGAUUCCAAUGGCAAGGUCUACGCGAGCAGGGAGGAUAUGUGGAAAGAGGAGGCGGGGAGUGGCAUCGCCGAGAGUCCCAAGAGGAAGGAGUGGUACCAGAAGGGGAUUUCUUACUGGGAGGGUGUAGAUCCGACUGUGGACGGCGUGCUGGGUGGAUUUGGCAAAGUGAGCAACAGGGAUGUGAUUGAUAGCAAUGCUUUUCUCACGGAGUUGCUUAAAGAACGCAUUCUUCCGACUAAAGUCAAUAGAAAACUCGUGGCUCUUGAUUGUGGGGCUGGUGUUGGAAGGAUAACCGAGAAUUUGCUCUUGCGGCAUUUUCAUGAGGUGGAUCUAGUCGAGCCGGUCAGGCAUUUUUUAGAUGCUGCCAAGAAACGAUUGACCUCCGACGUUCCAGAAAAUGUGCAGCACAAAGCCGUCAACUUCUUCUGCACGCCGCUCCAGGAAUUUACACCCGAGCCUCAUCGAUACGAUGUGAUUUGGGUCCAAUGGUGCAUUGGCCAUCUCACGGACGAUGACUUUGUUGCGUUUUUCCGACGCGCUGACAUUGGUUUGAAACCCGGUGGCUUUUUUGUGCUGAAAGAGAACAUCGCAAGGCAUGGUUUUGUGGUUGACAAACUUGAUAGUAGCGUCACUCGCUCUGAUGCUUAUUUCCGAGACCUUUUUCUGCGCGCUGGUUUCCAUCUAUUAAAAACCAAGUUGCAAAAGGGGUUCCCUCGUGAAUUGUUCGGAGUGAGAAUGUAUGCAUUGAGCAGUGUUUUGCAAGAAACUGCUGCGCCAAGCUCUGCUUCGAAAGAUGCUCGGGCAUCAAAGGGAGUCGCCAGGCUAAAACCACGAACUCCGAAGAGGUGUAAUUGAUGGAAUGAGAAUGACAUCAUGGAAGCUAAUGUUUAGAUAAAAUGGAGGUGAUCUUAGAAUCAUACAGACUUACAAGCUGGCCUGGUUCGAUGGUGGUGUGGAUUUGUGAUGAACAGGAACGCCCGCAUCGAGCUUGUCAAAUCGUGCAAGUAGUUUCCGACGUCUACCAGCUGGUUUUUUAUGCCCGGUCCGGCGAGCUGGGCGAUGCCGCGUGAUUGUUUGAUGCAAUGCCGGAGGUGGAUCUGGCAUCCUGGACUGCGAUGCUGGGAGCAUUUGCCCAGGUUGGUGAUCUGGAGAAUUCAAGUUUGAUGCAAUGCUGGAACACGAUGUCGUGUCGUGACUCGUGCAAGAACAUCUGCUCCAAGACCUAGCCGAAUGAAGCGGUUAACAGGCCAGGGCAGCCAAUUACCUAGUGAACCCUCAAGGUUUGAAUCAAUUUUGUGUUUGUGAUUACCAUUGGUACUCUUUUUCUGGACUUCACUCAAUAAAAUCUACUUUUUUUUCC
Selaginella moellendorffii is the source of this 1437-nucleotide messenger RNA. Its product is annotated as alpha N-terminal protein methyltransferase 1. The transcript has 8 exons. Gene Ontology annotation, cellular component: cytoplasm. The record is from RefSeq and is a predicted model, not a curated record. Gene Ontology annotation, molecular function: methyltransferase activity. The coding region runs from base 60 to 932 and encodes 290 amino acids. Gene Ontology annotation, biological process: N-terminal protein amino acid methylation. Lineage: Eukaryota; Viridiplantae; Streptophyta; Lycopodiopsida; Selaginellales; Selaginellaceae.